This is a messenger RNA of Staurois parvus, 799 nucleotides long. The record is from the annotation of a GenBank genome assembly. Lineage: Eukaryota; Metazoa; Chordata; Amphibia; Anura; Ranidae.
GGGGAAGAUGGCGGCGCCCAGGAGUUCCUCGCCUCCUGAGGAUGACUCUGACAGCAGCUGUAGUGAUGAGGAGAGGCUCAGGCUGAAGGAGGCGGCAUGGGUGCCCCCGGGUGUAAAGAAUUGUAUUCAGCGUCAGCAGGAUUCUGUUGCACAUGUUAUGCCAAGUCUAAGGGUUCGCCCUGACAACCAUGAGCAUGAUGGAAAUGAACUGCAAACUACACCUGAAUUUCGCACACAUGUAGCCAAGAAGCUUGCUGCCAUACUGGACAGCUGCAUUAAAGAAGUUCCAGGAAGCGGCAAUCUGCAAGAGCAUAAAGAAGAAACUGAACCAGAAGAUGAAGGUUUUCGGUUAUUAAGCACAUCCAUUCCUGGGGAUCCUGGCACUGUGGCAGCUUCUGCCCUUCCAAAGCGCAGGGCAGCAUAUUCUACCAGUGAGGACAGCGAAGAGGAAAAUGAGCGUCGAUGCCGUGAAGCAGCUGUGUCAGGGUUAGACAUUCUAAAACACAGUGCUCUAUGUCCAGUUGCAGUGCAGAGUUCAGACACACCCAGUAAUGAUCAACUUACAAAGAAAAACAAAAAGAAGAAGAAAAAGGACAAGGGGAUGAACAAAGGGACUGAUAAUGACCAUCGAGGUUCAAGGCAAGAACAUGAAUCGAGAAAAGACAGCAAGCUGGUCAAUGAAAGUCAAUCAAACCCAAAGGAUUUAAGGCAGGAGCAUGAAACCAAUGGCUUUAAAAUGAAGAAAAAGAAGAAAAGGAAGAAUAAACAGUUUGUAAAUGAGACUAACUCAGACCAUUAG